GGAAACUACCCCAAACACGACCCUGAACUCAGAGGGGCCAAAAAGGAAGACGAAAAAGAAAAGGCAAUGAACGAUAAUUCCAACGGCGGAGCUCCGAACAGAGCCGAGGCGGAACGCCUGCUUGGAGUCGCCGAGAAGCUCCUUCUGUCGCGGGAUUUCACCGGAAGCAAGGAUUUCGCCGUCCUAGCUCAAGAGACCGAUCCCCUCCUCGACGGCUCCGAUCAGAUCUUGGCCAUCGCCGACGUCAUCCUCUCUUCCGACAAGAAGAUCAACGAAGACCACCACGACUGGUACUCGAUUCUCCAGCUCGAUCCCGCCGGUACCGACGACGCCGACCUCAUCAAGAAGCAGUACCGCCGCCUCGCCCUCCUCCUCCACCCGGACAAGAACAAAUUCCCCUUCGCCGAUCACGCCUUCAAGCUCGUCGCCGACGCGUGGGCCGUCCUCUCCGAUUCCUCCAAGAAAUCCCCCUUCGACCGCGACUUCAACUUGUACACCAAGGUCGAUUUGUCCAACGCCGGCAACAAAUUGCCCGUCCGCAGAAGCCAGCGUCAUGCAGGUGACAAUGAUGAUAACAAUAGCCCUCGAACUACCGUCAAUUUCAAUAGUAAUAGUAGCUCCGGCGAUGUGAAUCAUACUAGUAACAAUCGGAGGUCGGCGAGGAUUGCCUCGUUUUGGACGCUUUGCCCCUACUGUUACAUAAUGUACGAGUACCCUAGGGUUUAUGAGGAUUGCUGCUUGAGAUGCGAGAAAUGUGAGAGGGCUUUCCAUGCUGCUUCGAUUCAAUCCCUGCCGCCUAUGGUGCCAGGGAAAGAAUCGUAUUACUGCUCAUGGGGUUUUUUCCCGCUUGGAUUUGUGCUUGGAAAUGGAGACAAAAGUUCUGCUUCAGAUGGUGGUGGUAAUUCUGCUGCUGCUGCUUCUGGCUCUGCCUUUGUGAAUUGGAUGCCACCGAUGUUCGGCGGAGCGAGGCAGCAGCAAGUUGGUGAUAGAAAUGGUGCUCCUCCACCACCACCAGCUGCUGCUACCCCAUUUUCAGUAGUAACGCCUGCUGUGCCACAGUCGACAGUGCCACCAUCCAUUCCAGUGCAAGGGAGUUCGUCUGGAGUGGUAGCAAGGAAAAGAGGCAGGCCAAGAAAAAACCCGUUACCGGGGCAAACUUAAUCGAACGGGGCUAAGAAACUAUGUUUCCCCCCCUGUGCAUGAUCUUUACUAAAGACUAAUGCAGAAGGAUUAUGAAGUGGUAGCUGUUUGUAGGAGCAGCCUGCUGCUCUCUCUCAGUAUGGGAGAAUGAAGGCAUAGAAGGUGCUGUUGUAGUCGCAAUUUGUUUUCCCAUCUCCUGGCUCUCUCAGCUUUAUGUGGUUUAGGGUUUUCUUAGAUGUAUGGUAGCCUUUGUGAUGACUGACUGCUUCAUUGUUCAUAAUGAAUUAUGUUUAACAUUUGCAAACAUGCAGCAAUGUCAUUUAGGCGAAGGUGUUCCUUGUCUGGAUGCAAGAAAAUGUUAUAUUUUUUUGGGUUGAACUAGUUUUACAUCCUUGAAUGAUUAAUGGUUUGUUCUGCGUCUAUCAAGUGUUUGCAUAUUUUGUCCCCGGUAUGUGCCUGCGUGACAAUCUUAUGUUUACUUGGAGAUGGAUGUAUCGCAGCGCUACAUUAAUAUGAAUUGGAUAUGCUCUGCUCUUUAACCUUUAUCCAUAUUUUUAUCUUGAAGCUGUUUGAGAUUUGUGAAGUUGAGAUUGUAUGCAGGUGUUUGGCAUAAAUGCCUUGGUCAGUGAUGAAGUUAUCGACCGUGAUGGCUUCCUUAUUAGACUGGGGUAGGCCUUGUCUCAAUUGUGAUUGAUGAUAGCUUUGAUAGAACAGCAGCAGUCAAGUGCAGUUAACGUUGGUCACAACUGGAACGGAACGAGCUUUUGGAAAUGACUGCUUACCGCAGGAUAGCAGCAAUAAGCAGUAUGAGGAAUCCUUUGCAUUCUCCAUAAAACGCCUUUCUUUUGUUUGGUUUAUUUGAGAGUCAUGCAUCUGACUGAGACUCUAGAAUGCAUCUUUGUAUAAAGUAACAACAGUCCACAUCCUUUCCCCUAGUCUAUGAAAGUAAAUGAAAUUGGUUUCAAUUG
Linum trigynum is the source of this 2108-nucleotide messenger RNA. Lineage: Eukaryota; Viridiplantae; Streptophyta; Magnoliopsida; Malpighiales; Linaceae. The record is from the annotation of a GenBank genome assembly.